AUGGCUGAGGCUAAUAGUGGAGGAAAACCUAAGUUGGUUAUUGAUCGUGAAAAGACAGUCCCAUUUCUAUUACGAAUGUUUUAUCGGAUCGAUGAUUUUACACCUGAACAUUUACCUACCGAGGAUGAAGUGCAGAUAUAUACUUGGAAGGAUGCCACGUUAAAGGAAAUUUCUAAUUUAAUUAAAGAAGUAGUUCAAGAUGCUAAUAGACCAAAUGCAAGAUUAUCAUUUAAAUUAGUAUAUAUCGAUAAUUUACGUGGUAAAUAUGCAUUUAAAGAAUUAGGUACAAUUCACAAUGUAACCUCAUCAACAACGCCAGAGCAAGAGGGAAUAAAUCUUGAUGAUGCGAGAUUUGUUAUUGGAGAUUUUAUAGAUGUAGCAAUAUUUUUUGGACCACCACCAAGAACUGUUGAAAGAAGGGGGAGUUAG
Funneliformis caledonium is the source of this 429-nucleotide messenger RNA. NCBI's taxonomy places the organism in Eukaryota, Fungi, Glomeromycota, Glomeromycetes, Glomerales, Glomeraceae. The record is from the annotation of a GenBank genome assembly.